Molecule: messenger RNA, 1701 nt
Organism: Rubroshorea leprosula
Lineage: Eukaryota; Viridiplantae; Streptophyta; Magnoliopsida; Malvales; Dipterocarpaceae
Source: the annotation of a GenBank genome assembly
AUCUUCUAAAUCCCGAUCACAAUGCUUCAUCUAAGCAUUACUCAAUUCCAUCAGAUCUAUUCAAAUCCAUCAAUUUCUUUUUUAUUGUUUUAGUUUUUUCCCAUUUCUAAUCAACAUCGACAAGAUUCCAAUUUGAUACCGGCGAUCUUCAGCAGAGAUGUGUUCUUGCUUCCUGGGUCUUGCUUCAUCACUUUCAUUUCAUCUCAAAACUCAUCAAACAAGGCUUUGCUGCUGAAUGAAUCCAUUGAGUUCCUUAAAUCACUUCAGUUGCAAGCCCAGAUUCAUGAGAUCGCAUUUAAGAAGGAAACUUUGGGUUUCGUUACAAUACAGUAAUAUGUUGACAAGGUAAUGGGGGAUCUUAACUCUUGUGUCAAAGUCCUUUUACUGUUUAUAGGGUUGUAUUAUGUGUGCAUUGCUUGCUGUAGUUUAUGUCUUAGAAAGUGGUUCUAACUACAUUGCUUUAGACAUUUAUUUUGUCUUUUCUGCAUUUCUUUGGGUAUUUGUUGCAUUUUUGUUUCUUUCUUUUGAAGAAUACUGGGUGUAGGAAGAUCUUUUGGAGGAAAGGAUUAGAGUUGCCUUUGAUUAAUUAUAGAGCUUGUGUUUGAGAUUUCUAUCUUGAUAUUUAAGUAGCUCUUGAAUUAAUUUGCAUUCAAAAGUGUUGAGAAUGUGCUCUAUUUUUAAGGACAGAAAAGAGUAUCAAUUCCAAGAAAGCCUUCUCACCCAAAAAGAAAACGAAAAAGAAGAAGAAGAAGAAGAAGAAAGAAAGUCAUGUUGACUUCAUUCAAGCUUCUUUUAUCAUUAUUUAUUUUUCUUUUCUUUUUCCUACAUGAUUUGUUGAAUUUUCCCAUCCUUUUUCUUGGGUCAGAGUACUUCCCUAAAAGAUGUAAUUAAUUUAGCCAGUAGAUAAGGAGUAUUUUGGAGGAGGUUUGGGUUUUAGGAGGGACAGCUAUAAAAAGAGUUAAAAAUUGGAGAGUGUUUCCAUUUUGCUCUAUAAUCUACUAUUUUAGUAGGGUUUUGCCUUAUGCGUUUGAGAGUUUAACAGUUCAAAUGCUCUUGGGUCAAGUAAUUUAGCUAAAUUUUUUAUUGAAAUGGAACUAUAAACAAGGAGGAAGGUGAGAAUUUGGUGUGGAUUUUUAGGGAAAAGGGGUUUCUUUUCAAUUAUCUUGGGGGUUCUAUUGGUUUUUUUCUUAAAAGAUGGGAAGAUUUUAUCGAGGGGAUUGAUUUUUGUUAAGCAUGAAGCCUUUUAAAGAUGUAAUGUCUAUGACAACCUUUUUCUCCCCUCAAAUUUUGUACUUAUUUUUAUUACUCCUCAAUUUGAUUAGUUCCUUAUAUUUAUGAUAUGGUUUGAUAAAAGAAAGAAUGAGGAAUUGCCAAGGACACACAAGUUUAUGUCGGUGCCUAAUCUUCACCUAUUCCUGGAUGAUGAUUCUUGAUGUUUUCAAAUGUGGAGUAAGGCAAGUUGAUGCCUCUUAUCACCACCAUUUACUCUUUGGUCCCAUGUGUAUCCAAAUAAGAGUACCUUAUUUUGUGUAAGUGAAUUCUUAUUUUGAUUCUCAUUAUUAUUUUUGUUAAUAUUGUAUGUGUGUAUAUAGAUUCUCAUUAUGUGUAUGUAUACAUGUAUGUGUGUGUGUGUGUCCUGUUGAAUUUUAAAAUAUAUUGGCUGAUGCCUUCAAUUGUGUAUAAGAAAUUCUGCUACAUAAA